Messenger RNA from Lepisosteus oculatus (spotted gar), 2295 nucleotides. Its product is annotated as IDNK gluconokinase. Gene Ontology annotation, molecular function: gluconokinase activity. NCBI's taxonomy places the organism in Eukaryota, Metazoa, Chordata, Actinopteri, Semionotiformes, Lepisosteidae. Gene Ontology annotation, cellular component: cytoplasm. The record is from RefSeq and is a predicted model, not a curated record.
CGUCAGAGUAUUGCGCGUUUGCGACUUUCUGCUGGGGCAGCAGGAGCAGUUUUAUAAUAACAAGAAUUAUAUAAACGGAGUUUUGCUGCACAGAGCGUAAUGAUACUUGUCUUAAUGGGAGUAUGUGGAUGUGGGAAGAGUACUGUGGGAGCAUCUCUAGCAAACAAGCUAGGAUGGACUUUUUUUGAUGGAGACGACUAUCAUCCCAAAGAAAACAGAGAUAAAAUGGCAAAUGGAAUACCACUAACUGAUCAGGACAGGAUUCCUUGGUUACUCAUUUUGCAUGACAUAAUCCUAAGGGAAUUGUCUGGUGGGAAACAUGCGAUCAUGGCAUGCUCUGCUCUGAAGAAAUUCUACCGAGAGCUGCUGGUGUUUGGAUCAGAUAUUUUACACUUAAAUCCCAGUGAGCUUCAGCACGAUCUUGCAAAGGAAAUACUGUUUGUGUACCUUCACGGGUCCAUGGAGCUCAUCUGUAAAAGAAUGGCUGCCAGAAAAGGACAUUUCAUGGCUGCAAGUUUGAUUCAGUCCCAGUUUGACAUCCUGGAGCCCCCUUCUGAAGACGAGAACUCUAUUACUGUGGACAUUGACAGUGGCAUCCAAGAAAUUACAGCUGAGAUAGAGAAAGCUCUUUCUUCACAUUUGUAACCAUGGAAACACUUCAAGUCAACAGCAGGCUGGAUCCUGGCAGAACGCACAAUACAGAGGGAAAUGCAUUAAUGACAGUUCCUUUAAUUCAAUACAUAAACCCCAUUUAAUACUUCAACAUUUUUCCUGGAAGUGCGCACUGAAACAGUGUUGCAAUCUUCUUCAGGAUUUUUCAUUUUUGCCAUUAUCUUUAAAAUUGAUAAAUAAAAGCUAAUAAAUGUAUCCUGUGUACAAAUUAAGCAGGCUAUAUUUUUGGUAGAUAAUGACCUACUCUGGUUUAAGUAGAGAAGCGUUGAUUAGUAUUGCUGUCUCAUAAAUUUUGGGUGCUGGGUACAAUUCUGGACCAGGGUUCUUUCUGGGCUUUCCCUUGGUGCUCUGGCUGUCUUCUGUUUUCCAAAGAUAUACUUUUAAACUGUCCUGGUGCCGCCCUGGGCUGUCUGUCCUGGAUUUGGUCCCAUUUUGCACCCUGUACGUCUGGGUAGGCACUGGGCUGUCCAGUGCCAUGAAUAAGCAUCUUUCUGGCCAAUAAUGUUAGAACGGUACAGUAUAUCAUACAGAUUUUACUGUGGCACAGCAUUUAUGAUGAACAUAACUUGUUUUAGAUUCUAAUUAUCUUUGCUUAGUAUAGCAUAAGAAAUAAAAUGACCAAAACUGUGGUGUGUCAUGCACAUAUUGUAAAAAAAUAUCUAUUAAAUACAGAAUUAACAGUUCUGUGUUUAUUUCUUUAUCAUCCAAGACAUGUUGUUACACUGGUUUAUUUGAUCUGAUCCUACAACAAAUUCCAGGUUUAGAGUGGUGGUUAAUUACAAUGAAGCUACUGAAGAUAAAUGAUCAUUAUUACUUAAAAUGCUGAAGGUUGAAUAAAGAAAUGUAUUCAGUAGGAUUAUUUCUCCCUUGUAUUCCAGUUCUCAUACACAGUUUAAUAAAUCCUGACAUGGAAGGAGACCCACUUCAUCCACUUCCGAAGGCAGUACCCACUUAGGUGAUACACAGUCAUUUACAUGCCAGCAGCCUCGCAUCACCCUAGAUCAGGAGGGAAUAGGGAAAAUUCCUUUACCAAUUGAAUUAAGUGGGAGCUUUAUGAAGGCCACAGUGUCCUUCAUGAAUUAGGUGAAAUACUGGUCCCAAAGAAAAAGAGCCACCUAGUGGUCCAUCAAUACCACUUGGAUUUCUUCAGAGGUCUCCCAUCCUAGUAGUGACUAGGUCUAGCUUUGCUUAGUCUCUUAGGUCAGGCAGUAAGGUGGUAAUCCUGCUACCACUCUUUAAUAACUAUUUUAGUACACAUCAAAUAUGUUUUUUGUACAUUUAUACAUAAAUACAUGUAUUUUUAAAUACAGUAAUACUGUGUAGGGAUAUCCUGGAAAUUCCAAUUCAAAUAUAACCUUGCAAAAUGUUUUCUUGACGCAUUCAUUCACUGGCUAUCCCUUGCAGUUGAGGAUGAUUGUCUUCCAUGAAUCCAAAGGUGACUAAUAAGUCUAACAGGGGAUCUGUGUUGGUCUUGUGGUGCAAUAUGGAUUAUCUUGCAUGACAGGGUUGACAUUAUCACAUUUGUUUGGCUGUUGAUGUGUACUGACAUUCAGUUCAGCAUGUUAUUUAUUACAGGAGACAUUUUAACCAAUUAAAGUGACUUUUUUGGACUCCUUCCGAAAA